AUGCAGGAGGCGCUGCGAUAUCCAUCGCACGGGGCGAACCGCAUAACCGUCGGCCGUGACGUGGACGUGAGACUCGGUGGUCAGAGACGCUGCGCUGCGCGCUUUGCGCGAGCGCGAUCGGCGGCGACCGCAAGGGCGGCCAUGAGGGUGUUCACUGCGGAGCAGGUCCACCGCGCGCUGCCGUACGACGCACUCAUUGACCAUCUCCGCGAGGCCUUCCGCGCAUCCAGUGGCGGAGCUGGCAUCGCCGCCCCACCACGUCAGCACUACAGCAUUGGGCAGCGCGCUACGGAUGAGGAUGGAGAUGCUAAUAACGAGACGGAUGCUAGGUCUGGGGCAGCAGGCGGCGACCCGGAAGUGAGGGGGGAAAGAGGAGGAGAAGGAGGAGGAGAGAGAGGAAGUGGAAGAAGGAUCACAGCAGAGGGGAAGAAGCAGGCAGGGGGGACGCUGCUGGUGAUGCCGGCUUGGGACUCGAAUUGCGGCACGGAAGAGCCCUUCCUGGGUGUGAAGCUGGCGACUGUGUUCCCCAGCAACGCCAGGCCCGGCCUGCCUUCUGUGGCAGCGAGCUACCUGCUCUCCUCUGCUGCCACUGGCGCCCCCCUUGCCCUCAUGGACGGCACGGCCAUCACGCUUCGCCGCACAGCCGCCGCCUCUGCCCUCGCUGCUCACUACCUCGCACGCCGUGACUCCCAGGUGCUUCUCAUGGUGGGAACGGGCAACCUCGCUCCCCACCUCAUCCUCGCCCACCUCUCAGCCACCCCCUCCGUCCGCUCCGUGCUUCUCUGGGGCCGCACUGUCACCAAGGCCCAGCAGACAGCCGAGACUCUGGUAUCCUCCGACCCAAGGUUUCGUCUCAUCGAGUCAGAGAAGAAUUCCUUGUCGGACUUACUGGAAGAGCAAGAAACAGGAGGAUCUGGGGACCUUAUCGAGCCUAUCUCUAGUGGUGCUAUUCUGGAGAAGGACAUUGGAGGAGACCUCUUUGAGUUAUGUUCUGGGCGUGUGCACGGGAGGAGAGCUAAUGAGGAUAUUACUGUGUUUAAGUCUGUAGGACUGGCCCUAGAAGACCUCGUCGCUUCCAAGCUUGUGUGGAAGGAUAGGGAAUUGUAA
Molecule: messenger RNA, 1107 nt
Organism: Closterium sp. Naga37s-1
Lineage: Eukaryota; Viridiplantae; Streptophyta; Zygnematophyceae; Desmidiales; Closteriaceae
Source: the annotation of a GenBank genome assembly